Messenger RNA from Pygocentrus nattereri (red-bellied piranha), 4269 nucleotides. It is a transcript of the gene hsf1, whose product is annotated as heat shock transcription factor 1. The transcript has 14 exons. The record is from RefSeq and is a predicted model, not a curated record. The coding region runs from base 335 to 1924 and encodes 529 amino acids. Gene Ontology annotation, biological process: regulation of DNA-templated transcription. Lineage: Eukaryota; Metazoa; Chordata; Actinopteri; Characiformes; Serrasalmidae. Gene Ontology annotation, molecular function: sequence-specific DNA binding; DNA-binding transcription factor activity.
UUUCCUACGCAGUUUGUUGUAGAAAUGUCAACAUGGUGGAAAUUUCCACUACUUUUGCUUAACGACAGCGCGUUACGGGAUAAACAUAAACUGGUCUGUCUGCCGCGGGCGAGGACGCGAAGCGUCGGGGGAAGGAGCCGAGGUGCCGUUGGCGGCCGCACCGCGCUGCCGGGCGAGUUUGAGUUUAGUUACACGGGCUUCUCCUCCUCCGGAGAGCGAGCCGAGCUGCCGAGCUAAGCUAAGGCUACUGUAGCCGAGCUGCUCCGCUCGCUCAGCCCAGUGAUCUCCUCGCAGCACCCGGGCGGAAACGAAGGCUUUACCCCUCAUUUCGGACAUGGAGUUCCACACCGUUGGUUCUGGUGGGCUGUUGGUGUCCAGUAGCAACGUGCCUGCUUUUCUCACCAAACUUUGGACGCUGGUGGAGGAUCCAGAGACCGACCCGCUGAUCUGCUGGAGCCCCCAUGGCAACAGCUUCCAUGUGUUCGACCAGGGCAGGUUCUCCAAAGAGGUGCUUCCUAAGUACUUCAAGCACAAUAACAUGGCCAGCUUCGUUCGACAGCUCAAUAUGUAUGGCUUCCGCAAAGUGGUUCACAUUGAGCAGGGUGGAUUGGUGAAGCCUGAGAAAGAUGACACGGAAUUCCAGCAUCUUUUCUUUAUUCGUGGACAGGAGCACUUGUUGGAGAACAUUAAGAGGAAGGUGACCGCAGUGUCAAAUAUUAAGCACGAAGACCUCAAGCUGAGCCCAGAUGACAUGACCAAGAUGAUCUCAGAUGUACAGCAAAUGAAGGGAAAACAGGAGUCCAUGGAUUCUAAAAUCAGCACCCUCAAACAUGAGAAUGAAGCUCUGUGGAGAGAAGUAGCUAGCUUGAGGCAGAAACAUGCCCAGCAACAGAAGGUUGUCAAUAAGCUCAUCCAGUUCCUGAUUACAUUGGCGAGGUCCAACAGAGUUCUCGGAGUGAAAAGAAAGAUGCCCUUAAUGCUGAACGAUAGCAGCACUGCUCACUCUAUGCCUAAAUUCAGCAGGCAGUACUCUCUGGAGCCUUCACCCGCUCUCUCUCCACCUGGUGCGACUUUUGCCGGAACAGGCAUCUUCUCUUCCAACUCUCCCGUCAAGACUGGCCCUAUUAUCUCUGACAUCACAGAUACGGCCCAGUGUAGCCCCACUGACAAGGAAGACUGGAUUGAGGACAGAACAAGCCCACUGGUGCACAUUAAGGAAGAGCCGUCAAGUCCCACCCACUGUCCCGAGAUAGAGGAAGUGUGUCCUGUGGAGGUGGAAGUUGGGGUAGGGUCGAGUGUGCCGGCUGACACACCUCUCUCACCCACCACCUUCAUCAACUCCAUCCUUCAUGAGAGCGAACUUGUGCCUCACCCAACUCCGUCCCCCACAGAGCACAGAUGUUUAAGUGUGGCCUGCUUGGACAAUUCCCCCCAGAUGUCUGAGGUCUCACGCCUUUUCCCCAGCCUCUCCUCGUCUCCUCACCUCAGAACACAUACAGGGACAGAGUUCAGCGAUCACCUGGAUAGCAUUGACAGCGGUUUGGAAAACCUCCAGUCGAUCCUCAAUGCACAGUCCAUCAAUUUUGAUUCUUCGCCUCUCUUCGAUAUCUUCAGUGCAAACUCUGCCUCUGAUGUCGAUCUGGACAGUUUGACAAGCAUCCAGGAAUUACUGUCACCAGAACCUGCCAGAGAGACGGAGUCUGGUGCAAACUCCAGUAAAUCGGGAAAGCAGCUGGUUCAAUACACAGCUCAGCCAUUGGUUCUCCCUGACCCAAUCACUACAGAGACCACUGGGGACGACCUGCCCAUUCUCUUGGAGUUGGAGGGGGACUCAUAUUUUGGUCAGGACCCUGUGGAGGAUCCCACAGUUUCACUUCUGAGCACCGACUACCAAACAGCAGUACCCGAAGACCCCAAGCUAUAGUAGAAAAGGCAGCUUUUAUAAAGGGAUUUACAUGUGUGGAUUUUUUUUUGUCAUGUUUUCUGUUUUUCUUUCCUUUUUCUUUAUAUGUUAAACUUAGCCAUGUCACCUUUUGCCCUGUCAGUCCUUUUAAAUCAUAACUCCUGAUUUCUGAGCAAUAGAGAAAUAUCUUUCGCUGUUGUUUCCUCAUGAUUGUUCAUAGAUUCGGUGCAGUUGAAAUGCGCGUGUUUAAUUUCGUACUUUUGCGGUUUGCGUUUUUCUAAAACAUCAGGUUGAAGCCGUACUCGGGAAUGACCAAAACGGCUCCGCGGCCCGGACUAGCUCUUAACAACUGAAAUGAUUUAACGAACCCGCCCUACUGAAGUAGAAUGAACAUGGUGUUAGGAAUGUUUUCAUGAUGCGUAAAAACAUCUAUAUUGUAAUGUAACUGUAAUGCUUUGCUUUCUAUGAGAUUUUUCACACAGAUAUUGCGAAUACUUCUUUGCCUUCUUUGAGGGCUUUUGCUGGCGGUAGCUAUUCCUGAGUGGGACGUUAACUCUUGUAAGAAAACGUAUAUGCGUACAAGUAUUAUGUUCUUUCUUUAUCUGGCAUGCAGAGUUGGGGGGGUGGGGCUUGUAAAAGAACCUGAUUUUGUUCUUGUCCUCCGCUCCAAAGCCGGUUUAGCAUAAAGACUGUUCAGAUAAGCUGUUCUUAACUCUGCUGCAAAAAGGGUUGAAUUUGGUUUUUGCUUGUUUCACUAAGAGCGGUUUUGUUUCGUUAGUUUUCAGAUCUGAGUGUAGACCCCCAUCACUACAACUUACUUUAGAACCGAACCGAACGUGUAUUUAACUCAUUUUGAAGCUUGAAGUUGCACCUGUUUUUCCAUCCAAAUGCUUGGUUCUUAAAUUACUGAGAGAUUUUAAUUUGCAGCAGCCUUGGUGUGGAAUUCUGUGGCUGUCUCAUGGAUAUUGAAGUUUUCAGAAAGAAUAUAAUGUAUGUGGACAUAGUUUGAUGACGCAGUGUGUAGAAGCCCUUAGGAACCAGCUGUAUUGCAAUAUUGAGCUCUCUUCUGCUCAAAUAAUGCACAGAGCUCAUCUACGCUGUCGCACAAAACAACUUCCAUCUCCGGUUUAAACUCCAGUUACCCUGGUGAAAAUGUUAUGAACAGCAGCAGAAACGGUCCAGAGUUACUUAGAAAAAGGUCUUUUUACAUCAACUUCCUUUACCAGUUUUUUAUUUUUUCCCGUGUCCUGUAAAGCGAGUUUUGGAGAGAUGAGGUAUUGUUCCGAGAGCGAUGUUAUACAUGUGCAUGUUUAGGACAAAGUAGAUUUUUGGUUCAUUGCUGUUUCCAGAUCAGCUUUUAAUUUGCGCCACGGUAACUGUUCUUCAAACAGAGCCGUACAACUGAUGCUAGAUCAGAUGCUUUGUGACUACAGACCCAGUUCACGUUUGCCUUAGUCUUCAGUCGUAUUUAUUUCGAUGCAGUUUGCUGUGCUAGAUGACUGCGAUCAUUAUUUUUACAUUGCAGCAAAGGAUGUGUGAGGAACGUGUGAGUGAGGUUGUGUGCAUUUAGAAAAAAAGAAAAAGCUGCCUUUCUCACUAUAGGCAAGUCUACUGUGUGUAUAGCCAAAACGGAGGCUUUAUUCAUGUGCGUUUGUAAUGGGCCAAGGCUGAAAAAAAUAUUUGGUAAAUUUGGCGCUAAAAAUGCGAAGUUUUACCACAGGCGUUCUCGGGGCAGCAGCGAAGGGCCACUUUUGUGGACGCUUAUUAUUCCUAGUGCAGGGUUGGGUAGUCAUAAACUGAUCUAGAAGCAGCUAGUCAACUCCCAUCCAAGACCACGUGGAGAAUAACCAUCCAUAGUGAAAUCAGUCACAGGUUAGAUAGAAACUGACUGGGUAGCGCGUGUUCUGUAAACAGAAAAAUCAAGAGCCCACUUUGAAAAAGGUCAUGUGGAUUUUUUUUUUUUUUUUUCACAUCCUGACCAGUUUUGAUAGCCGUGCAUGACCUUUUUUGUAUGCAACAGAGAUCAGAGGUGAUGCAAAUUUAAUAUUAAAAAGAUAUUCUGCCGGAUUUGAGUGAGUAAAAAAUUGAAAGUGUAUUUAUUUUGUAUGAUCUGUGCCCAUGCUGCCCCCUCGUGGCUCCAAUUGGUCAAGCUUUGUUUCUGGUGAAACGGAGAGCAAUAUGGUGUGGCAAUAGCAGGAAUUGCAUAUACAUAAAAAAUAUAUAUAUUGUUGGUAAUUUCUAAUAUUACAAUCAUCAGUCUCAAUUUAGUCGUUAGAUAUCUGUAAUAGAGACACAGCUAAAUUAUUUUGUUACGCAUGUAAACACUGUGUAUUGGUAUGUUUUAAAUAAAAAUGAUUUUGAAAGUA